AUGAUGUCACCUGAUAUUGGAGGAGGAAGGGAAUGCUAAUAUUUACAACCCCUGGCUUGUCAAUAAUUGUAUCGUGAGAACGGAUUGAUUGAGUUGCUGAUUCCACAGUAUCUGAACGGAAGAGUGGACAACGGGGAGGGGGGGGGGGGACUAAAUGACCCCUCCUCACACACAGGUUCGUGUGAAGUGUGGCCUGCCCCGCCGGGUCUCGGCAGUUAGCAGUGACUCGAGGAGCUCGGGAACACUCCACAGUUCACCUGGUUGGAACACAGUGUCCUGAUGGAAUGGGUAUUCAUCAUGAACCGGAUGAGCUCUCAGGGUAGCUCUGCGGCCCAGCGGAGGCGCAUGGCCCUGGGCGUGGUGAUCCUCCUGCUGGUGGAUGUCAUCUGGGUGGUCUCCUCGGAGCUAACCUCAUACAUUUUCAAGCGACAGGAGUACAACAAACCCUUCUUCAGCACGUUCACCAAGACCUCCAUGUUUGUGCUGUACCUGCUGGGCUUCUUGCUGUGGCGGCCCUGGAGGCAGCAGUGCACAGGCACUCUGAAACGGCGGCACUCUGCGUUUUUUGCUGAUGCCGAGGCCUACUUUGCACCUUGUACCACUGACACUACUGUGAACAACCGUUUGAGUGAACCACUGUAUGUGCCGGUGAAGUUCCAGGAUGUACCUGCUGAACACUCACAAUUUUUAAUUGGAGACUAUGAAUCUUCAGCUUCCAAAAAGCACCGGGUGCGUUUCAGUAAUGUGAUGGAGGUGCGUCAGCUGCCCUCCACUCAGGCUCUGGAGGCCAAGCUGUCCCGCAUGUCCUACCCUGCCGCCAAGGACCAUGAAGCCAUGUUGCGCACAGUGGGCAAGCUAACCAUCACCGAUGUGGCAAAAAUCAGCUUCUUCUUCUGCUUUGUGUGGUUCCUGGCCAACCUGUCCUACCAGGAAGCCCUGUCCGACAUGCAGGUUGCAAUUGUCAACAUUUUGUCAUCCACCUCAGGCCUGUUCACGCUCAUUUUGGCUGCCAUAUUUCCCAGCAGCAGCAGCGACCGCUUCACAUUGUCCAAACUGCUGGUCGUGGCUCUGAGCAUGGGAGGUGUGACCCUGGUGAGCUUCUCCAGCAUGGACAACCCUGAUGAAAAAGGUUUCAUAGGUUCCUUGUGGUCACUGGCUGGGGCGAUUCUUUACGCAGUCUACAUUGUGAUGAUAAAGAGACGAGUGGAUCGAGAGGAUAAGCUUGACAUUCCCAUGUUCUUUGGGUUCGUGGGUCUGUUCAACCUGCUGCUGCUGUGGCCGGGCUUCCUCCUGCUUCAUUAUACAGGCUUCGAGGCCUUCGAGCUCCCCAGUCAACUGGUGUGGACCUACAUCCUCAUCAACGGCCUCAUUGGCACCGUUCUCUCAGAGUUCCUCUGGCUCUGGGGCUGUUUCCUCACGUCAUCUCUAAUCGGAACUCUCUCGUUGAGCCUCACUAUCCCGCUCUCCAUCUUGGCCGACAUUUAUAUGCAGAAGGUGCGUUUCUCGUGGCUGUUCUUUGCUGGGGCAGUCCCCGUCUUCCUCUCCUUUAUCAUCGCCACGAUGCUGUGCCACUACAACAACUGGGACCCCGUCCUGGUCGGACUGAGGAGAGUAUACGCCUUCAUUUGCAGGAAACAUCGCAUUCAGAGACUGCCAGAAGACAGCGAGCAGUGCGAAAGCCUUAUUCCUCUACACACCGUCUCGCCCAACGAAGGAGGUUUCUGUUCGUGAUCCAACAGUCAAAUGUGUGGAUCUGGCCGAGCUGACAAUCUGAAAGCUCUCUGAGACGUUGAACUACCCCAGUGCCUCGUAUUCAAACUUAUUUAUUUUCUACAGUGUUGAGACGGACCAGCCAAUUUUCCUUUUUAUUUUCACACGUCAGCCAUCACUGACUGAGAGUCUGACUUCACUCUAUGGUACUCAAGGUGCUGGACACUAUCAGUCAAUACUGUGGUGUCAUGUGACCAAAGGAAAUAACAAUAACCAAGGUGGAGCACGUGUGUGUGUGUGUCUUUGAAAAGAGCUCCCGUCACUAUUUUUGGAAGGACAAUAUUUUAUACUGGACACAGUAAUGUUUGUCCCUUUGUGAGAUGUGCUGUUUGUUUCGACGGAUGUGAAAUGAAUGCAUUUCAUAUGGCAAUUUCAUGUAUGGCCAUUUGCACAAACCGGCCUUUUCCUGACGGUGUUCGUAUCACCAAGGUUCUGCAACGCAGCGUCUUGCGGGUCAACCUUAAUGUCACGUGGUCUCCGAGGGGCUGAUUCUAGCUUUUCACAUAUGAUAAGUCAAUCAUCUUGUAGAAUUAGAAAUGCAGCAUUGAUAGAGAUUCUUACUCCGGUAAGAACUACAGAAUGUUGGCCGUCUGCUUGAAGGAGCCAUUUCCAUUUCCUAAUGGGUGUAGAUACUGUCCAGUGUUGAAGUAUGUUCCAGAUGAACACUACAGAAUGAUUUUCUGAGAUUAUGCAUCAGUCCAUAUUCAAUGUAUUUUUGAAAAUGAGUCGGCGUAACAGCAAAAUUCUCUUUUAAUGGAAACUGAGAUUUUGUCAAUUGGAAAAAAAAAAGAUGGAUUUUCUGUUUGUGUUUUCAUAUGAUGUAUAUAGAUGCAGAUAUAUAUAUCACAGCAUACGGUGAAAUGUAAAGGUUCCACUAUUUCUCAUGUUGUCUGCAUACACUUCAAAAGAAAAUUAUUUUUUCAUCUUUUAUCAGUGGUGCUUGUGGAAUCAUGGAUAGGAUUUUUUUUCUUUUCUUUCUCAGGUUCUUUGACUUGAUUUUAUUUUCAGAAAUAGUUGUGAAGGGCCCGCCCCUUCAUCAACUGAAGCUCUUGAAUAAUCCCAUUAUUUUGGAAGACUGUUUUCAUACUUACACUGCACUAUUAAAAUGUAAUGUUUUGAAUCUC
This is a messenger RNA of Scophthalmus maximus (turbot), 2894 nucleotides long. Its product is annotated as solute carrier family 35 member F5. Lineage: Eukaryota; Metazoa; Chordata; Actinopteri; Pleuronectiformes; Scophthalmidae. The record is from RefSeq and is a predicted model, not a curated record. The coding region runs from base 280 to 1731 and encodes 483 amino acids. The transcript is spliced from 16 exons. Gene Ontology annotation, biological process: regulation of peptide transport.